Molecule: messenger RNA, 873 nt
Organism: Dromiciops gliroides (monito del monte)
Lineage: Eukaryota; Metazoa; Chordata; Mammalia; Microbiotheria; Microbiotheriidae
Product: histone deacetylase complex subunit SAP25-like
Biological process (GO): regulation of DNA-templated transcription
Cellular component (GO): cytoplasm; nucleus
Source: RefSeq, a predicted model, not a curated record
AUGAUCCCCUGCCUUCCUCCUGGGGGAGGAGAGGAAGAUCGGGAUAAAGACCCCGGUGACCAAGAAGAGGACUGCGGCUCUGGAGGAGAGUCUGGAGACACAGGCACCCCAUCCCACCCCACCCCACCAUACAGCCCCGAGCCUGGGUCCCUCUCAGCUCUAGCCUCACAGCUCCAUAGGGACCAAAUUCAGCCACCAAGUGCCAUGCUUCACUUUGGUCAACAGCUUCUGGGGGAUCAGACCCCAGUUCUCACCGAGAGCCUCAAAGAGGGCAGCCAGCCAACUCCCUGGGAGCCAGCCUAGGAAAAAGGAGCAGCAGGGAAUUCUGGAUCUGGUAACUCAAUCUCCUUCAGAACCAUCUGGCAUCCAUCCUUCUGUGCUGUGUUUGCUGCCCAGGGCCAUGACUCCCAAUGCCUAGCUCCACCUGCAGUAGAGGGGAAUAGAGAGAAGUCCCAGGGUGAUAAAGGUUCCCCAGCUCUCUGCUCCGAACAUUUCUUUUUCUCCGACCCUCUGUUGCCUUCCAUUACUCGGAUUCCCCUUGGCCUGGCCCAACCUCCCCAACAGAUCCUGAAGAAGUCUAAGCAGCUUCUUGCCCCACCCCAAAUAAUGUCAGCCUGGACACAACCAACCCCAGCUCCCAUCUUGACUUGGAGGUGUGGUCCUGAGAUAAAUGCUGUUACCUGCCUACUUGAGAUGAGUGGGGGUGGGGAUCCAGUCUUCCCCAGCCCCACCCACUCCGAAGCCCACCUAGCUAAAAGGGACCCUACCCAGAAACUGGCAGGAUCCCCCCCUUCCCCACUGAGCAUUCUAGUGGCCCCAGGGCCUUGCCAUAGGCCCUGCUACAGCGCCGUGGAGAGCCCCAAGCCUUUCUAA